AUGAUUCGACCUGACAACUGCUCGGAGGCACCCCACGGCACCCCGUUCUAUAAUGAUGGCUACGCAAACUUGACCAUCCAGCUGAUCAUCCAGUUUUAUCGACCGUUCAAGCCUGUCCACGUGCGAGACGAGUCGCGAAGGGCCUCAGUUCCUACCAUCGCAGCUUAUCGUUCGCAGAUGCAUGAUGACCAAUUCUUGUUGGAUCAGGUCGCAUCUGCUGAACUGCCCAAGUCACUCAUCAACGUUCGUACCAUUGAUGACUCUCUCAAUCACGAGGCUGACUACGUCUUUAUCGAUCUCACUCGAACUGUCAAACACGGGUGCCUCAAGAACGCCCAGCGAAUCAAUGUGCCAGCCUCUCGCGCACAGUCGGCUCUUUUUUCAUCGGUGUCUUCAUGGGGCUGUCUCUCGACAACGUUGAUGAUUCGACCCGACAACGCUGAAGAGAUGAAGACCGGGAACAGUUUCGCAAACCCCGCCAACGCCAACUUCGCAAUGCAGCUCGUCGUCCAGCUCCAUCGAGAUGCAGCUCUUGUCGACGCUCGUGACUUCUCCAAGCGCGCGUCUGUUCUCAUCCCGACUCCAUACAAAGGGCAGAAACACCUAUAUGAUAUCUUGCUGCGACAAUUGACCAAGGCCGAAGUUCCUCAGGAUCUGGCUGAAGUCCGAACUGUUGACGACUCACCCAGCCAUGAAGCGGACUUCGUCAUCCUCGACUAA
Fusarium musae is the source of this 720-nucleotide messenger RNA. RefSeq lists its product as uncharacterized. The record is from RefSeq and is a predicted model, not a curated record. The coding region runs from base 1 to 720 and encodes 239 amino acids. Lineage: Eukaryota; Fungi; Ascomycota; Sordariomycetes; Hypocreales; Nectriaceae. The transcript is spliced from 2 exons.